AUGGAGUCGUACGUCUUCGUCUACGGGACCCUCAAGCGCGGUCUUGUCAACCACAAGAGGUAUUUGGAUCCGGCCGAGCAGACAGGCAAGGCAGAGUUUAUCGGCACCGGGCUUACCGCCUGUGCUGAGUUCCAUCUCGUGCUUAACCCUGACCGGUCCGUGCCGUGUCUGUACCGGGCGCACGCCGAGGGCUAUCAAGUGCCUGGAGAGAUCUAUCGCGUGGAUGCCGAUGUCCUGAGGGCGCUGGACAUCCUCGAGGCCGUCAAUGAACAGUACUAUGUACGUGAGGAGAUCCCUGUGAGCGUCGUGGAGGGAGAACUCAAGCACCAGACGGUCACGUGCCAGGCAUACAUUAUGCCUGUAAAAGAGGAACUGCUUAAGCUCAAGCGCAUCCCUGAGUACACGAAGGUCAUGCACGAGACGUACUGCUCGCGCACGAAAACACCGAGUCUUGAGGUGCUCCAGUGUUUGUACGGAGAAGACGUGACGAACGCCGUGCAGAGCAAACUGGACGACGGCAUGGACUUUGAUGACGCGUGGAAGGCAGCCGUGGCAACAUGA
Peronospora matthiolae is the source of this 561-nucleotide messenger RNA. Lineage: Eukaryota; Oomycota; Peronosporomycetes; Peronosporales; Peronosporaceae. The record is from the annotation of a GenBank genome assembly.